Messenger RNA from Camelina sativa (false flax), 858 nucleotides. Its product is annotated as putative nucleoside diphosphate kinase 5. Gene Ontology annotation, biological process: CTP biosynthetic process; UTP biosynthetic process; GTP biosynthetic process. The record is from RefSeq and is a predicted model, not a curated record. NCBI's taxonomy places the organism in Eukaryota, Viridiplantae, Streptophyta, Magnoliopsida, Brassicales, Brassicaceae. Gene Ontology annotation, molecular function: nucleoside diphosphate kinase activity.
GCGGAGGAAUAAUCGUGAGUAGCAAUCUCUCGAUAUUAAACGCGCCGGAGGAGCGAACUCGACGAACCCAAUUAGGCUUUAAUCUCAAAGUUACAACUGCCCUAAUUCUUCCGCCGGAUUCUCACUGAAAGUUUUGUUCGCCGAUCAAUUUUAUGUCAGGAUUCCGACAUCAACUAGUCUUCCUCCUCCUGCUUCUACUCUCCGUCUCCUUGUCGCCGGUUAGGUGUUUAGGUAGUGAGGAGAGAACAUUGGCUAUGAUUAAGCCAGAUGGAGUCUCUGGUAACUACAGCGACGAUAUCAAAAGGAUUAUAGUGGAGGCUAGUUUCAAUAUCGUCACGGAGAUGCUUACUCAGCUGGACAAGGACACAGCUUCUGCGUUUUACCACGAGCACUCAUCAAGGAGCUUUUUUCACGAUCUUGUUACCUACAUGACUGGUCCGGUGUUGGUGAUGGUAUUAGAGAAGCCAAACGCUGUUUCUCAUUGGCGUGGUAUGAUCGGGCCAACAGAUGCCCAAAAGGCUAAGAUAUCUCACCCUCACAGCAUCAGAGCAUUAUGUGGUAAGGACUCACAAAGAAAUUGUGUGCAUGGCUCGGAUUCAACAUCAUCAGCUGAACGAGAGAUCAACUUUUUCUUCAAGGAUGUAGUUCCAGGUGACAUUGCUUCACAGCAUGACGAACUAUAAGAGAGACCAAUACAGGUUCUUUAACCCCCAUUGUCUGUUGUAAUCUUGUAACUGUUGGUUUUAUCAGUCUAUGAUUUGGAUUUGGAUCUAGCAAAUGAUUAAGACUAGUGAAAAUAUCCAUAUAAUUCAUAAUUGUAUCAAAUUUUUUUGGAAAGAGGGCUAUCAUUUCACCCAA